Messenger RNA from Solanum stenotomum, 932 nucleotides. Its product is annotated as ethylene-responsive transcription factor ERF098-like. The coding region runs from base 17 to 649 and encodes 210 amino acids. The record is from RefSeq and is a predicted model, not a curated record. Gene Ontology annotation, biological process: regulation of DNA-templated transcription; ethylene-activated signaling pathway. Gene Ontology annotation, molecular function: DNA binding; DNA-binding transcription factor activity. The transcript has a single exon. NCBI's taxonomy places the organism in Eukaryota, Viridiplantae, Streptophyta, Magnoliopsida, Solanales, Solanaceae.
ACUAGAAAGGGAAAGAAUGAAUAAUUUAUGUGAAGAGAGUAAAUGUACUUUUACUCACAAACUGACUCAUCAACAAGAAUCUCACUACAUGGUGUCAGCUCUCAAACAUGUUUUCUCAGGCGCCGCCGCUGAUGGUCGGGCGGACGGAGAAGCUGCUAAGCUUUUGUGGGAAGUUCAAAAUGCAGCCACGUCAGAUAAUUCAAUGCCACGUAGGACUAUUAAUGUGGACGACGCUGUUUCUCUGGAAAGCGGGAAGAAGAAGAAGAGGAGGAGGAGGAAUACGAAGAAGGAAUUUAGGGGAGUGAGACAAAGGCCAUGGGGAAAAUGGGCCGCUGAGAUACGUGAUCCGCAUAAAGCCCAACGACUUUGGCUUGGUACUUUUAUUACUGCCGAAGAUGCUGCUAGAGCUUAUGACAUAAAGGCCGUAGAAUUUAGAGGUCGAAAGGCGAAAACCAACUUUCCUCUUAAGGAAUAUAUUGAUGAUGACAACACUACUUCCCCAAUGGUGAUAGUGGAAGAUGACCAAAAUGGUAAUGAAGUUGCAGUGGCUACUAAUGGUGAAAACAGUAUGGAUAUUGGUGAUGACUUUUGGGCCACAUUGGAAGAUGAUAGGCUUGUCAAAUUUAUCACACAGGAUACGCCCCUCUGAUUCUUAAAUUUCUACUUUUAUGGUUUUUGUCUUAUCUGAAAAAUAUCUUCUUCUUCUUUUGCAGGUUUUUUUUUUUUCGUUGUUUUCUUCUCUUUCUUUGACUACUUUACUCUUAGGUGGCUAGUACGGAGUGGUAGCAAAUACUAUCUUCUUGUUUAAGUAUUUUGUACUGAAGUGUUAAGGUUGCAAUCAUUUAUUUUCGUCCAAAAAAAAAUAUAAAAUGAGUGAAGUUAGUUCCCUCGAAAAGUCAUCCAACUUGUCAACAUUUUACAAUUUGCUUACU